Gadus morhua (Atlantic cod) is the source of this 7006-nucleotide messenger RNA. RefSeq names its product plexin A2 (gene plxna2). Gene Ontology annotation, cellular component: semaphorin receptor complex; plasma membrane. The record is from RefSeq and is a predicted model, not a curated record. The transcript has 32 exons. Gene Ontology annotation, biological process: regulation of cell migration; semaphorin-plexin signaling pathway. The coding region runs from base 984 to 6698 and encodes 1904 amino acids. Gene Ontology annotation, molecular function: protein binding; semaphorin receptor activity. NCBI's taxonomy places the organism in Eukaryota, Metazoa, Chordata, Actinopteri, Gadiformes, Gadidae.
GGCGGAGACUGGUAAAUACGACGAAUUUCACAUCAAAAUCACCGUAUUACUUUUGCAACUUUGACAAAAGGUAACACCAGCCUAGGCCCUCAUUGUUCUGACGUGACCAUAGAAGACAGAAUUACAACUUUAAACAGAAAUGGUUUGGGGUUCACUGGCACUUUAAUUUAAAAGUACGAGCGGCGACGGUUUAGGCAGAGAGCGGGAGGGGGCUGGCUCUAAACCCGAACUGUAGUAGCAUGUGCGGGCGGUAGUCUGCACUACUGUACACGGUGGUGGUACUUGCGGGUUUAGCGCCACAAAGCUGUCAGUCUCGGCAGCCCUGUGAGAAGAAGGCGGGGUGCUCGUUUUGAACCAACCUCGUGAAUCACAACACCGGACCGCGGACAGCCAGCCAGACGCACAGACAUUCAGGUUGUAGAGUAGCUGAGAGAGGCUUUUCUUCUGGGGGAACUACUGAAGGAAUGUGCGUCGCAUCGGCACAACGUUGUUGCGUGAGGAACUGAGGUAGACGGGUCGGUUUCCAGACGUCAGAGUCUCUCGAAGUUAAGCGCUCAAUGACCGGACGUAGAUGAUUAAUUAUUGUAUAUAACUCCGCGUAGUUGUGGUGGAGUGACAGCCGAGGGAACAGGGUGCAGGCUGCAUGAAUGAAACGCCGCCGCCGCACGAGCAGCUCGCUUAAGGGUAUAAUAUCGCAUUUUUCUAGGAAUUGAAAGGGAACUACAUCUUCUACAUCUUCAGCAUCUGUGAGGAACAUCGUGGUGCCAGACUUUCGUCCUCUGGAUCUGAGCAUCAGUUUCUGUAGCAGCCACGCUGGAGGGAAUUACUCAGAAACCCAGCUGGAAAUAAGAGAAACAUGUGAAGACCUGCGCCCAGCCUCAACCGCACAGAAAGCCUCCGGUGUCACAAAGGUGAAGGUUUCUCCGCUGACUCCACUGCAUUGUGCUACUGCUGCUGUACCUGCCUCGCGGGCCCAGUUAGACAUGGAGGACCGGCGGAACACACACAGGACUUCAUUAGCCAGGCCCACGGUAGGAACUCUGGCCGCUCUCCUGGGCUGCUGCUGCUGCUGGCUUCUAGCCGUCCCUACCUCAUGCAACGGACAAACGUUUACCACCUUCCACCCUGAGCGCAAGGAGUGGGCCUUCAACCACCUGACGGUCCACCAGAACACGGGGGCCCUGUACCUCGGAGCGGUCAACCGCGUGUACAAACUGUCCGGGAACCUCACCCUGCUGGUGUCCCACGACACGGGCCCGGAGGACGACAACAAGGCCUGCUACCCCCCGCUGAUCGUGCAGCCAUGCUCGGAGCCCCUGGUGGCCACCAACAACGUCAACAAGCUCCUCCUCGUCGACUACUCUCAGAACCGGCUGCUGGCCUGCGGCAGCCUCUACCAGGGCGUGUGCAAGCUGCUGCGCCUGGACGACCUCUUCAUCCUGGUGGAGCCCUCCCACAAGAAGGAGCACUACCUGUCCAGCGUCAACCAGACGGGGACCAUGUACGGGGUGAUCGUGCCCUCACAGGGCCAGGACGGCACCCUGUUCAUCGGCACGGCCGUGGACGGCAAGCAGGACUACUUCCCCACCAUCUCCAGCCGCAAGCUGCCCCGCGACCCGGAGUCCUCCGCCAUGCUGGACUACGAGCUGCACACGGACUUCGUGUCGUCCCUCAUCAAGAUCCCGUCGGACACUCUGGCGCUGGUGUCGCACUUUGACAUCUACUACGUGUACGGCUUCGCCAGCGGUAACUUUGUGUACUUCCUGACGGUGCAGCCCGAGACCCCUGAGAACAGCAUGUCGUCCGGCGGCUCGUCCAGUGACCUCUUCUACACCUCGCGCAUCGUGCGCCUCUGCAAGGACGACCGCAAGUUCCACUCCUACGUGUCGCUGCCCGUGGGCUGCGUGAAGAACGGCGUGGAGUACCGGCUGCUGCAGGCCGCCUACCUGGGCAAGCCGGGCCGCGUGCUGGCCGCCUCGCUCAACAUCAGCGCGCAGGACGACGUGCUGUUCACCGUCUUCGCCAAGGGCCAGAAGCAGUUCCACCGGCCCCCCGAUGACUCGGCGCUCUGUGUGUUCAGCAUCCGGGACAUCAACGCCCGCAUCAAGGAGCGCCUGCAGUCCUGCUACCAGGGGGAGGGCCACCUGGAGCUCAACUGGCUGCUGGGGAAGGACGUGCAGUGCACCAAGGCGCCGGUGCCCAUCGACGACUCCUUCUGCGGGCUGGACAUCAACCAGCCGCUGGGCGGCUCCCAGCUGGUCACCGGACACACGCUGUACACCGAGUCCCGCGACCGCAUGACCUCCGUCACCGUCUACGUCUACAACGGCUACUGCGUGGCCUUUGUGGGCACCAAGAGUGGACGACUGAAGAAGAUCCGGGUGGACGGGCCCCCCCACGGUGGAGUCCAGUACGAGACCAUAUCCGUCAUCAAAGAUGGCAGCCCCGUCCUGCGAGACAUGGCCUUCUCCCUGGACCGCAACUACCUCUACGUCAUGUCUGAGAGACAGGUCACCCAGGUGCCCAUCGAGUCGUGUGAGCAGUACGGGACGUGUGGAGAGUGCCUGAGCUCCGGGGACCCCCACUGUGGCUGGUGUGUCCUGCACAACAUGUGUUCCCAGAGGAGCCGCUGCGAACGCGCCGAUGAGCCUUACCGAUUCGCCGCCGCUCUCAGCCAAUGUGUGAGGGCCACCGUCUACCCGGACAGCAUUGCCGUGUCAGAGCCCAGCGUGCCCCUGCUGGUCAGAGUGAGCGACGUCCCCGACCUGUCGGCCGGCAUCAGCUGCUCCUUCGGCAACCUGACGGAGUCGGAGGGCAAGGUCAGCGGGAACCAGAUCCUCUGUGUCUCCCCUUCCGCCAAGGACGUGCCCGCCAUCCCCGCCGACCAAGAUUGGUCCGGUGUGGAGCUGAGGCUCAACUCCAAGGAGACGGGUCAGAUGCUGAUCAGCACGGAGGUCAAAUUCUACAACUGUAGCGUCCACCAACUGUGUCUGUCAUGUGUGAACAGUGCCUUCCGCUGCCACUGGUGCAAGUACCGCAACCUGUGCACCCACGACCCGUCCAGCUGCUCCUUCCAGGAGGGACGAGUCAACGCCUCUGAGGACUGUCCUCAGCUGGUGCGCUCCGAGGACAUCCUGAUCCCGGCCGGGGAGGUGAAGCCCAUCACGCUGAAGGCCCGGAACCUGCCCCAGCCCCAGUCGGGCCAGCGGGGCUACGAGUGUGUUCUCCACAUCCAGGGGGUCAGCCACCGUGUCACCGCGCUGCGCUUCAACAGCUCCAGCGUGCAGUGCCAGAACAGCUCGUAUCUCUAUGAAGGCAUGAAGAUCAGUGAGCUGCCUGUGGAUUUCUCAGUGGUGUGGAAUGGAAACUUUAUAAUCGAUAACCCGGAGAACAUCCAAGUGCACCUCUACAAGUGCGCGGCGCAGCGCGACAGCUGCGGCAUGUGUCUGAAGGCGGAGCGCAAGUUCCAGUGUGGCUGGUGCAGCGGCGAGGGACGGUGCACCCUGCGGCACCACUGCCCGCCCAUGAACCCCUACACCACCCGCUGGCUGCACCUGGCCAGCAGGAACGUCAAGUGCACCAACCCCCGCAUCACCGAGGUGACGCCGGUGGCCGGACCUCCCGAGGGGGGGACGAGGGUGACCAUCCAUGGGAUGAAUCUGGGUCUGUCCUUCGCGGACAUGGUGGGCAACGUGGAGGUGGCCGGCGUGAGGUGUGUCCCAGUGGAGGAGGGCUACAUCAUCGCUGAACAGAUCGUGUGUGAGAUGGACCCUGCCCCGCCAGAGAGCCGGCCCGGACCCAUCCAGUUGUGUGUGGGGGAGUGCCGGCCAGAGCUGAAGACCCGCUCUUCUCAACUCUACUCUUUCGUGAUGCCCUCGGUCACAGGCCUUACUCCCAGCAGAGGUCCAGAGUCCGGCGGGACCAAAGUGACCAUCCUGGGGGACAACCUGGGGGCCGGCAGCAACGUCAGCGUGCAGUUUGGCAACCAGACCUGCGAGUUCUACGGCCGCACCAUGACGGAGAUCGUGUGCUACUCCGCCCCCUCCCAGGCGGGGGUGGGCCCGGUGCAGAUCAGCGUGAGCGUGGACCGCGCCCAGGUCCGGGAGAGCCUGAGCUUCGAGUACAUCGAGGACCCCACCGUGGCACGCAUCGAGCCUGAGUGGAGCAUCGCCAGUGGCCACACCCCCCUGAUGGUGACUGGAACCAACCUGGACGUGGUUCAGGAGCCCCGCAUCCGGGUGAAGUACGGCGGCCGGGAGUCUGUCAACGUGUGCAAGGUGGUCAACAGCACCUGCAUGAGCUGCCUGGCCCCCUCCCUGAUGGGGGACUACGCCCUGGGCCCGGACACGGUGAAGCACGCCGACGAGUUUGGCUUCGUGUUCAACAACGUGCAGGCGCUGCUGGUGUACAACAGCACCAGCUUCCUCUACUACCCCAACCCCUACUUCGAGCCCCUCAGCUCCACCGGGGUCCUGGAGCAGAAGCCCGGCUCGCCCAUCAUCCUCAAGGGCAGGAACCUGGUGCCCCCCGCCACGGGCGGCGUGAAGCUGAACUACACGGUGCUCAUCGGGGACACGCCCUGCUCCGUCACCCUGUCAGAGAGCCAGCUGCUGUGUGAGCCCCCCAACCUGACGGGGCAGUACAAAGUGAUGGUCCAGGUGGGCGGUCUGCAUGUGUCGCCGGGCGCGGUCAACAUCCUGUCUGACAGCCUGCUCACGCUGCCGGCCAUCGUCAGCAUCGCAGCGGGCGGAGGCCUCCUCCUCAUCAUCGUCAUCCUCGUGCUCAUCGCCUACAAGCGCAAGUCCCGCGAGAACGACCUGACGCUGAAGAGGCUGCAGAUGCAGAUGGACAACCUGGAGUCCCGCGUGGCCCUGGAGUGCAAAGAAGCCUUUGCGGAGCUUCAGACGGACAUCAAUGAGUUGACCAGCGACCUGGACCGAGCCGGCAUCCCCCACCUCGACUACCGCACCUACGCCAUGAGGGUGCUUUUCCCUGGGAUAGAGGACCACCCCGUCCUACGAGAGCUGGAGGUGUCUGGGACCGGGCAGCAGGCUGUGGAGAAGGCCCUGAAGCUGUUCGGCCAGCUGAUCAACAACAAGGUGUUCCUGCUCACCUUCAUCCGCACGCUGGAGAUGCAGCGCUCCUUCUCCAUGCGCGACCGCGGAAACGUGGCCUCGCUCAUCAUGACGGCGCUGCAGGGCCGCCUGGAGUACGCCACCGACGUGCUCAAGCACCUGCUGUCCGACCUCAUCGACCGCAACCUGGAGAGCAAGAACCACCCCAAGCUGCUGCUAAGGAGGACGGAGUCGGUGGCAGAGAAGAUGCUGACUAACUGGUUUGCCUUCCUACUUCACAAGUUCCUAAAGGAGUGUGCGGGGGAGCCUCUCUUCAUGCUGUACUGCGCCAUCAAGCAGCAGAUGGAGAAGGGCCCCAUCGACGCCAUCACCGGAGAGGCCCGCUACUCGCUCAGCGAAGACAAACUCAUCAGACAGCAGAUCGAGUACAAAACCCUGAUCCUGAACUGCGUGAACCCGGACAACGAGAACAGCCCUGAGAUCCCGGUGAAGGUGCUGAACUGUGACACCAUCACCCAGGUCAAGGAGAAGAUCCUGGACGCCGUCUACAAGAACAUGCCCUACUCCCUGAGGCCGCGCGCCGUGGACAUGGACCUGGAGUGGCGCCAGGGACGCAUGGCACGGGUGGUUCUGCAGGACGAGGACAUCACCACCAAGAUAGAGAACGACUGGAAGAGACUCAACACGCUGAUGCAUUAUCAGGUGUCAGAUCGCUGUGUGGUGGCGCUGGUGCCCAAACAGACUUCCUCCUACAACAUACCUCCGUCGGCCAGCAUAUCACGGAGCUCCAUCAGCAGAUACGACUCCUCGUUCCGCUACACCGGGAGCCCCGACAGCCUGCGGUCCCGAGCCCCCAUGAUCACCCCCGACCUGGAGAGCGGGGUGAAGGUGUGGCACCUGGUGAAGAACCACGAGCACGGGGACCAGAAGGAGGGCGACCGCGGGAGCAAGAUGGUCUCUGAGAUCUACCUGACCAGGCUGCUGGCCACCAAGGGUACGCUGCAGAAGUUCGUGGACGACCUGUUCGAGACGCUGUUCAGCACGGUGCACCGUGGCAGCGCCCUGCCGCUCGCCAUCAAGUACAUGUUCGACUUCCUGGACGAGCAGGCCGACAAGCACGGCAUCCACGACACGGACGUCCGGCACACCUGGAAGAGCAACUGCCUCCCCCUGCGGUUCUGGGUGAACGUCAUCAAGAACCCCCAGUUCGUGUUCGACAUCCACAAGAGCAGCAUCACGGACGCCUGCCUCUCGGUGGUGGCCCAGACCUUCAUGGACUCCUGCUCCACCUCCGAGCACCGGCUGGGCAAGGACUCGCCCUCCAACAAGCUGCUCUAUGCCAAGGACAUCCCCAACUACAAGAGCUGGGUGGAGAGGUACUACGCGGACAUCAACCGCCUGCCCGCCAUCAGCGACCAGGACAUGAACGCCUACCUGGCGGAGCAGGCCCGGCUGCACUCCAACGAGUUCAACAUGCUCAGCGCCCUCAACGAGAUCUACUCCUACAUCAGCAAGUACAGCGAGGAGAUCACCGCAGCGCUGGAGCAGGACGAGCAGGCCAGGAAACAGAGGCUGGCCUCUAAGGUGGGGCAGCUCAUCGCCGCCAUGUCCAAGGACAGCUGAGAACCACUGAGGCAGUAGGAGGAGGAGACCACGAACCAAUAGAGAAACGAACGAAUGGGAAGGGGCAGGGCCUCCACUUUUAUCGGACCACGGGAUCGGUCCGUCGGCCGUUGCUUGCCUCUGGUUGUCGCGGAGACAGAAACCAAAGGCCGAGCACCUGGGACCUAUUUAUUCACAGAACAGAAGGACUGCACACAUUGCAACUGUUCUGUUUGGUUUCGUGUUUGAUUGGUUGCCUGUUUUAUCCUCAUGACGGGGCAACUCCAGCUCCCACAGACUUCUGCUUGGGGGACCAAAAGACAGAGAAU